AUGUUGUCAAAGAACAACCAACAACCAAGAGAGAUCAUAGAAAUUGACGUAGAUUCAACAAAAGGAAUCACGGAUAUCGAUAACACCAACGUUGACCUGAAAACAGAAUUCAUGGAAAUCCUAGAUCCAACAAACGAUAACACCAAAGUAACUAUAUCAAAAAGAAUCUUAGAAAUUGAAAAAUUCAACUUUGAAAUAAAAAAGGCAAACAAUGUAGUCUACGGAGUUCCAAGAUCAUUUCAAGAGAUAACCGAUACGUUUGAAAGUUUCAGAAAAAAACAAGCUGCGAAGUCUCAGGAACCUAUUCAAGAAAUCAUGGAUCCUGAAAUAGAAAUGACGAAAUCAAA
Molecule: messenger RNA, 347 nt
Organism: Funneliformis caledonium
Lineage: Eukaryota; Fungi; Glomeromycota; Glomeromycetes; Glomerales; Glomeraceae
Source: the annotation of a GenBank genome assembly